GAUUGGAUGAUAAAUACAUGGACCGAGAGGACAGAGAGGGGGAGAGAAAGAGGCAGCAGUUGGACAUCUCUGAGGGACCCAACGGCUCUUAACGGUGAGAAGCGAGACAGAGCUGAACCCAAGAUUGGACUCAGAUCACAAAUCCUGUGAGAUGCUCAGAACCCACCUGACAGGUGAUUUUCAGCAUUCAGUCAAACCAGUGUGCUAGGACGCGCCCGACUCCUCAUCACUGGGUAGCCCAUGCACAUGCACGACACCAUGGGUAGUUCCCCCGAGGUGCUCUCGUGGACUUCCUGCCCCAGUCUGCUGGUGGGUAAAUUGAAGGAGGAGCUCAAACUCACUGUGGUGGGGGAGGCCAUGAAGAAAUCAAACUCGCCCAACUCCCAACCUCAGGCCCCUCAGGCCCCUCCCUCCAAUUUACCUCCUCAGAUUAUCACAGACCUGGCCCCACCGACGCACCUGCCCGUUCCCCUGCAGACACUGCAGACGCCGGGCCAGGACGAGGACUCAAUGCUGGGGGGUAUAAGCCCCCCGAACACAGCCUUGAGCGUGGACUCGACUCGGAGCGAGGGUGGGCACUUUGACAACAGCGUGCUCCAGCUGCAGGAGCAUGACCACGAGGAAGCAGGAUCGCCGGCCUCGUGCGAGCAUGGCGGAUGUGGCAGUGGGAUGGAGGAGCAGAUGGUAGAAGGGGAAUGUCCCAUGCACCAGGGUGGAGAGGGGAGACAGGGCCACCACCACCAUCACCACCCUGAUGACAUCAAGCUGCACUUCCACCGAGCCGGGCCAGGGUCGGGCGGCUUUUUAGAGGGGCUGUUUGGAUGUCUGCGGCCUGUCUGGAAUAUCAUAGGGAAGACCUACUCCACAGAAUACAAGCUACAGCAGCAAGACAUGUGGGAGGUUCCAUUUGAGGAGAUUUCCGAGCUGCAGUGGCUGGGCAGCGGUGCACAAGGAGCUGUCUUCUUGGGCAAGUUCCGCUCUGAAGAGGUGGCCAUCAAGAAGGUGCGUGAGCAGAAGGAGACCGACAUUAAGCACCUGCGGAAACUCAAGCAUCCAAACAUCAUCAGCUUCAAGGGUGUGUGCACUCAGGCACCUUGUUACUGCAUCAUCAUGGAGUACUGUGCCCAGGGUCAGCUGUAUGAGGUGUUGAGGGCGGGGAGGAAAGUGACCCCCAGGAUGCUGGUGGACUGGGCCUCGGGCAUUGCCAGCGGCAUGAACUACCUUCACCUGCACAAGAUCAUCCAUAGAGAUCUCAAGUCUCCCAAUGUUUUGGUGACCCACAAUGACACUGUGAAAAUCUCUGACUUUGGAACAUCCAAAGAGCUCAGUGACAAAAGUACAAAGAUGUCAUUUGCCGGUACUGUGGCCUGGAUGGCACCAGAAGUGAUAAGAAAUGAGCCUGUGUCUGAAAAAGUGGACAUCUGGUCAUUUGGAGUUGUGUUAUGGGAGCUGCUGACCGGAGAGAUUCCCUACAAAGACGUGGACUCCUCCGCCAUUAUUUGGGGCGUUGGCAGCAACAGUCUUCACCUUCCUGUCCCCUCCACCUGCCCGGAUGGCUUCAAAAUUCUCAUGAAACAAACAUGGCAAGGCAAACCCAGGAAUAGGCCUUCAUUUCGUCAGAUCCUCCUACACCUCGACAUUGCUUCUGCUGAUGUCCUCGGAGCUCCUCAGGAGACCUACUUCAAGUCUCAGUCAGAGUGGAGGGAGGAAGUGAAGAAACAUUUUGAGAAGAUCAAAAGUGAAGGCACCUGCAUCCACAGGCUGGACGAAGAGCUGAUCCGACGCAGGCGGGAUGAACUCAGGCACGCUCUGGACAUCCGGGAGCACUAUGAGAGGAAACUGGAGCGGGCCAACAACCUCUACAUGGAGCUCAGUGCCAUCAUGCUGCAGCUGGAGGUCCGAGAGAAGGAGCUAAUGAAACAUCCCUGCAGGAGAGAGCAGGCAGUGGAGAAGAAAUAUCCCGGCACCUACAAGCGUCACCUAGUCAGACCCAUCGUCAGGUCCAACGCUGUGGAGAAGCUCAUUAAGAAGAAAGGAAGCAUUUCCCACAAACCUGGGAUGCCCCCCACUAAAAGGCCUGACUUGCUUCGUUCUGAUGGCAUCCCCAGCGUGGACCCUCUCCCCUCCCCCUCGCCACUAUCAGCCAGCCCGAAGGUAUCCACGCCUCCUGGCAAAGCCCGGUACAGAAGCAAGCCUCGUCACCGUCGCGCCAACAGCAAAGGAAGCCACAGCGAGUUCCCUGGGCUGCUGAAGCCUGUCGCUGGGCCGUUAGAAGACACCCAGUCACUUCAGGAGCAGCAGUUCCACCAUCAUCACCACCACCACCACCUUCCACCCACCGAGGGGCCAUUCCUCCCCUUGAAGGGCCGCGAGGAGGCCGUCGUCAACUGUGCCAACAACCUGCGCUACUUCGGCCCCGCCGCCGCCCUCCGUAGCCCUCAGACGGACCACCUGCAGCGCCGCGUGUCUGGCUCCAGCCCUGACCUCAUAUCCACUGCUGUGGAUGCAGACACACGGCAGCGGACUUCAUCCACCAGCUCCAAUCCCGUCCCAGGAGCUGGUGCUGGUUCUUUGUGUCCCUGCUGCCAGGCUCACCCCUUCCCUGGCUGCCUACACUGUCAGGAGACCCCACCUGCAUCCAAUCACCCAGAGCUGUCCCACUACUCACUGCUCAACACCCAGGAAAGCGCCCCAACUUCUUUGGUGGUUCCAGGCAAAGACCUGGCAUCAGACGGAGAGGCUGCGAAGAAGGCCGAGCCACAGGAACAAGAGGCAUGCCAACACAGUCACGCCCUGCCCUCUGCACUGCCCCGCACUCUCAGACCUCUCAGGAAGGGCGGCGAUGAGUCAUCUGAGGAGGAGGAGGGGGAGGUUGAUAGUGAAGUUGAGUUUCCAAGGAGACAGAGACCUCACCGCUGUAUGAGCAGCUUCCAGUCCUACUCCACCUUCAGCUCGGAGAACCUGUCGGUGUCUGACGGAGAGGAGGGAAACACCAGCGACCACUCCCACAGCGGGCCCCUGGAGAGGAUGAGCGCCAGUCAGGAGGAGCACCUGGACGAGCUGCUGUCGCACACACCAGACAUCCCCAUCGACAUCUCCACCCAGUCCGACGGCCUCUCUGACAAGGAGUGCGCCGUCCGCAGAGUGAAGACCCAGAUCUCUCUGGGAAAACUGUGCUCAGACGAGCACAGCUAUGAGAACCCGCUCCAGUUCGGGGACUCGGACUGCGAUACGUCAGAAGCAGAGUGUUCCGAUGCCACCAUCAGAAACAACAAAGUCGGUGCUCCUUCCUCAUGGUGAAACCCGCCCUAGGGCUCGCUUCUGUUUUGUUUUGUUUUUUUUGCCUGGAGGCCGUCGUGUCCCACUCUGCCCUGCAGAAAACACAGCAAUAAGAGGACGACAGUGUAAACAAAAGCUCCCUAUAGCAAAAGCCCCCGUGCAAUCUCUCCCAGAACCCCCUCCAGCCCCCACCUCUUUCCUUUCAUAAGACCCUCAUCUCUAGCACAGCAUCCAGGCAACCCAUGGCAGGGAUUCCCUUUUGAAUGAUAAUGUACAGUAGAUAGUGUAACAUUCAUAAUUUAUUUUUGUCUGCGUUUUGAAGGAAAAUUCAGGACUUCUGUAUGGUCUCUGAUCGGAACAGAGAAUAAAAACCUGACAUUUUGAAACUGAGCAUGGGCUAACUGUGUGUUGGGGAGAGACUGAGAUGGUGAUGAGAAGGAGGAUGUGUUGGGACGCUGACGUAUCAGACGCUGACAACUAGCAGUGUGGAGUUACAUCAGUGCUAUUGUGGGAUUGCUCUCAGCAUCUUAAUGUUUCAGACCAAAAUCCCCAACCAACAAGGACUCCCUCCUCCUCGAGUAAGACCGACCCGCUUUCAUAUGAGUUUACAGUGUGGACAGUUCCCCUCACCUCCCCUCCUUCCAUCUCGUCCCCACCAUGCUGAGUGGGGAAUGGGGAGCUCAUAAACAAAAAAAAAACAAAAACCUGUGAACACCAGCAUGAACAACCUGCCUCGCAACCGGACUCCCUGCCCCCCUAAAAAAAAAGAGAGAGAAAAACACCACAUGUGUCUCGUCAUCAAGGAUUCCUGCUGAACUGUCCCAGCAUGCAUGCGCAGCUUGCUAAAUGCAAAAAAAAAGCUGCCAGAAGACUGCAUGAAGGGGACAAGCUAGCAGAGCAGCAGAGAUGAAGAGAAAAAAAAGAAAAAAAAAAGAAGCGACUCUUCCUCUGUGACCGAGCUCAUCCUUCCUCGAGACACGCCAACGUCAUCGUCAUCAUCAAUCAGAUGUCAUGACCAGAUUCGUUGAGGGAGUUAUCAUUGUGAGUGUGUGUGUGUGUGUAUGUGUGCGCACGCGCGUGUGUGUGAAGCCCUCACCUCUCCAUUAGACAUCACAGUUUCAAGUCUCAUCUCAGGAUUGUUUCGAGGACUGCGAGAAACUGGACUGGACCAAUUGUCGUAUGUAGGAGUCUUCUUCGAGUGGCACAUAUUAUGGACCAUGCUAGCCUUGAUGUUCAACCCACUGUUGUUAAUAAAGUUGUAGACAUGUAGAGCGUUGUAGGUUGCAAUCCAGGUGCAGUAUCUUAUUUCUUCUACUCACUAGGUGCAGCGUCUCCCAUGUACCAUUUUCUAGCAGGGUAAUAAGUCCCAAAAAUGCUCAUUGUUUUUUUUGUUUUUUUAUUUGUGCUGUAGUGAUUAAAACAGCAAUAAUAUACAGUAAGUCGGAGCUCAGGUGAGAAUGAUGUUGCUGGCUCAGGAUCCGCGGCGUCUAGCUGGCUAGACACACUACAGUGACUGGUGGCUAGAGGGAGAGCAGCAAGUGUCAAACAGCUUAUUUUUUAAAUUGUCCCAUUAAUUUCGUGAUCUAGCCUUUUCCAGAUUUUGAUGCUCAGGUUUUUAUGUUGCCACAUUGACACUAGGAGCAAUAUAAUCACAGCCGCCAGAUGGCGACAGUUACAAUGACUUUUCUUCUCCUUGUUAUGUAACGUCCUGAUCUGAUUCCUUCAAAUUAUAUGCUGUUUCCCAAGAACCCCAGCAAUAGUUACUCUAUUUUGUCUUGUCGUCGAUGAAAAGGGAUACUGCACCUGUGAGAGAUUUAUUUUUAUCCCCGUUAUCCUCCUUACUACUUACUUCGCCAGCCAGGGUUGAAUUUAACGAUAAUGAUGUCAAGAUGUCAGCUCAAGUGUAUGCAGGCGGCUGAGUUUCAAAAGUUAGGAAAUAUAAGCCAGAGACAAGGCCACAGAGCAUCCACACUGCUCUUGGUUUUCAAACAACCUCAUCUCAGUGUUAGUUACACCUGUACAUAAAACAUCUGUAAAAUGUAAUGUAAUCUUUUUUUUUUUUUUUGUCUUCUCCCUCUAACGUAUCGCACAGCUCCAACAGCUUCGAGCUCCUGUCGAUGAUGAAAUUAAGCAGAAAUGUGUAUUAAAUCAGUAUUGAAGACUGCAGGAGGGUGUGAGUUGUAAGAUCCGAGUAGCACACGGUGAAUCUAAAACUGUACUGAUGGAUAAGUGACCGAAAGCAGCUGCUGCCUUUUCCUCGAGCCUCCUUCAACCUUCUUCACUCUGUUUACGUACGUGUGAAAUAACCUAGUGUAUCGUAAUGACUGGGUAAUCCGAUCAAGCUGUUAAUAUAACAUUGUCUUUCUGGCAUAUAUCCUGUGAAGUAUGAUUGUUGUAAAGUUUUAAUUUAAUUUUGAUUCUUGUUUUUUUUUUUUUUUUUUUUUUUUUCUUUGUAGCUGGCCUACAUGAUUAUUGAAUUAAUUUAUUAUGAAUGAAAAGGUGUUGAGUUCUUUUUAAUUUCAGGCAGCUUUAGAAAUGUCAUGACCUAUGAUUUCUCCUGAAAAGUAUUAUUUAAAGGAAGCACAAUGAAUUGGUACAGGAAGAGGACAGUAUUUGUAUGGGAGAACAAAGGCAUUGUCAUAUCAUGGGAAUCUGAUGUCAUUUUUAUCUUUGUGACCCUGCAGGGGACCAUUCAUGAUUUAGAUCACGAUUUAGCAGAUUUAACAUCAGUAUUUAGUAACAUCAGGUGUUUCUUAAGCUUUUGUUAUCUCGCCAAAAGCUAUAAGGAGUCACUCAGUCAGUGGACUGUCACAGCAGGGUAAAUGAGACGCUAAGCCUAAAGGCAGAGAUCCCUCCCUCAUUUUUAAUCAACAUACCAUUUACUUAACAUUUGAAUUUCUGUGAAAUUGUCUCUAACUGUGGACAUCAUGUUGCCUCAUCCCAUGUAUCAAACAUCUGUUUUCUUUGUUACUUUCAUUUCCAAACUACCUUUCCUGUUGAAUGGCAUUAUGAUCAACCAAUCCUGUCAAUUUCCUGUAUAAUCCAGUGUACAGUGCAAAGGGUAUCUGGGAGAAUAAAAUCAGAGCAAACAACUGCAUGGAAUAAAUGCUGAUGUACUGUACCCAAUAUGUGGUGGUCUGUC
Messenger RNA from Acanthopagrus latus (yellowfin seabream), 6421 nucleotides. RefSeq names its product mitogen-activated protein kinase kinase kinase 13 (gene map3k13). The record is from RefSeq and is a predicted model, not a curated record. The coding region runs from base 241 to 3300 and encodes 1019 amino acids. Gene Ontology annotation, molecular function: ATP binding; JUN kinase kinase kinase activity. The transcript is spliced from 15 exons. Gene Ontology annotation, biological process: JNK cascade; protein autophosphorylation. NCBI's taxonomy places the organism in Eukaryota, Metazoa, Chordata, Actinopteri, Spariformes, Sparidae.